AUGGCGCCCAAGGAAAGCUCGCUGGAACUGAGCCCGCCCCCGGCCUUCUUCAAGACGCGCAAUGAGCUGUUCGACAAGCGAAAGGCGGAGCGCGAGGAUUGGGUGGCCAAGCAGCCGAGAGAAGAGAUAGAGGUGUCCAUGCCGAAUGGCGACAAGAAGAAGGCCACGAGCUGGGAGACCACACCCGCUUCGAUAGCACGUGAAAUCUCGAAGAGCCUGUUUGAGCGCACAGUGAUAUCGCAAGUCGACGGAGAGUUGUGGGACUUGGAGCGACCGCUGGAAAAGAGCUGUAAACUAGAGCUGCUGGACUUCGAGCAUCCAGAGGGCAAGAAGGUCUUCUGGCACAGCAGCGCGCACAUCCUUGGCGAAGCGGCGGAGAGGCGGUACGGGUGCUCACUAUGCAUCGGCCCCCCCGUCGACGACGGCUUCUACUACGAGAUGGCGCUCCCGGACAUGGCUGCCGUCAUGCUCUCCGACUACAAGCCGCUCAAGCAAAUCGCGGAGAAGGCGAUCAAGGAGAAGCAGCCGUUUGAGCGUCUGGAGCUGAGCAAGGAGGACUUGCUGGAGAUGUUCGCGUACAACAAGUACAAGCAGCACAUCAUCAAGGACAAGAUUGCGGAUGGGACAAGCACGACUGUGUACCGAUGUGGGCCGCUCAUUGAUUUGUGCAGAGGGCCGCAUGUGCCGCAUACGGGGAGGGUCAAGGCGUUUGAGAUUAUGAAGAAUUCGGCGAGUUACUUUUUGGGGGAUGCGAAGAAUGAUAGUUUGCAGCGGAUAUACGGCGUGUCGUUCCCGGACAAGAAGCAACUAGAAGAGCACAAGCACAUGCUUGAGGAAGCGGCGAAACGCGACCACCGCAAGAUCGGGCAAGAUCAGGAGCUCUUCUUCUUCCACCCCAUGUCUCCUGGCUCCUGCUUCUUCCUCCCUCACGGCAUGAUCAUUUACAACACACUGCAAGUCUUCAUUCGCGAGGAGUACUGGAAGCGAGGCUACCAGGAAGUCAACUCACCCAACAUGUACAACUCCAAACUGUGGCAGCAGUCAGGUCACUGGCAGCACUACAAGGACGACAUGUUCACGUUCGACGUGGAGAAGGAGCAGUGGGCUCUGAAACCGAUGAACUGCCCCGGUCACGCACUGCUCUUCGGCCACCGAGAACGCAGCUACCGCGAGCUGCCCAUUCGCAUGGCUGAGUUCGGUAUCCUGCACCGCAACGAAGCGUCCGGCGCACUCACCGGAUUGACUAGAGUACGGCGGUUCAUGCAAGACGACACCCACGUCUUCUGUACGGAAGGUCAAGUCCUGCAGGAGAUUCAAGGGCUCUUCGAUUUCUUGAAGACCGUGUAUGGUCUGUUCGGCUUCACAUUCAAGAUGAAGCUUUCCACCAUGCCCGAGAACCAUCUCGGCGACGAAGCUACCUGGCACCGCGCCGAAGAGCAACUCACACAAGCUCUCGGUGAGUUCCAAGCCGAGACCGGCACGAAAUGGGAGCUCAACCCCGGCGAUGGCGCCUUCUACGGCCCCAAAAUCGACGUCACCAUCUCCGACGCCCUGAAGCGCGAAUUCCAAUGCGCCACCAUCCAACUCGACUUCCAACUCCCCCAACAAUUCAACCUAGAAUACCGCACCGAAGGCGAAGCCACCGCCCGCCCCGAACUCAACAACGGCGACAAGGACGCCCCCAAAGAACCCCCCAAAGCCGCCGACGGCGACGCCCAACCCGACGAGAAACUCGUCAUCCGCAGCGCCCCCGACGCGGCCCCGGACUCCUCCGCCGUGAAGAAAGACGAAGGCCACUUCCGCCGCGAACUCACGCCCGGCUGCGCGCGCCCCGUGAUGAUCCACCGCGCCAUCUACGGCUCGUUCGAGCGCUUCAUCGCCAUCCUCUGCGAGCAUUUCGGCGGCAAAUGGCCCUUCUGGAUCUCGCCCCGCCAAAUCCUCAUCGUGCCCGUCAUGCCGGCCGUCAACGACUACGUGCACGAACUGCAGGGCAUUUUCCGCGAGAAGCACAUGCACGUCGAUGUGGAUGUGAGCGGGAAUACGAUGCAGAAGAAGAUUCGCACGGGACAGCUGCAGCAGUAUAAUUUCAUUUUUGUCGUUGGCGCGCAGGAGAAGGAGAAGAGGAGUGUGAAUAUUCGGAAUCGCGAUGUGCCCGAGACGCAGAAGAUGGGGGAGCUGGUGCCGUUGGAGGAGGCGAUUGAGAAGUUGGGCCGGUUGAGGGAUGAGAGGCGGUUGCAUUCGGCUUUGUGA
Messenger RNA from Saxophila tyrrhenica, 2250 nucleotides. It is a transcript of the gene THS1, whose product is annotated as threonyl-tRNA synthetase. Gene Ontology annotation, molecular function: ATP binding; threonine-tRNA ligase activity. The coding region runs from base 1 to 2250 and encodes 749 amino acids. NCBI's taxonomy places the organism in Eukaryota, Fungi, Ascomycota, Dothideomycetes, Mycosphaerellales, Extremaceae. Gene Ontology annotation, biological process: threonyl-tRNA aminoacylation. Gene Ontology annotation, cellular component: cytoplasm. The transcript has 2 exons. The record is from RefSeq and is a predicted model, not a curated record.